UCUUGCUGACGAGUUAUUUUGUUUCUGUGAACUCUGAAGAGUUCUGCAUGGAUUAUAGCACAGGAAAAUACUUGCUGAAGAAAAGGAUGAGCUGAGUUUUCAUUACUUAUUACAGAGGUAUGUAAAGGCCACAUGGAAUUUGAGAGUAAUGGUUCCACUGAUGGACUAUCCGGCCCCGGUGGGGCUGCUGUCGGCUGCUGGAGACCUGAGUAUGCCGUUCUCCAACACGGUCAAGUACUGCAUCCUGGGAAUCUCAGUCACUCUUCUUCUGCUGGCUCUGGGCAUCUUGGCAUGGCAGGCCUUCAGAUGUUGCACACAGACACAGACCACAUACACCCGGAAAGACACUGUGAACAGUGAGCUGCUGUACUCAGAAGAAAAGUCACGAACAGCAGGAAAUUUCUCAGGAGCCCCAAGUACUAGGGUGGAGGAAGUCAGCACAGAGGUCCGCAGGCUGAGUCGCUGUCUGUCUCAAGCCUCGUUUCCCUCCUCAGGAUUCAGCCAGGCAGACAGAGAUAUGGGAGAGCAGGCCAACAUUAAAAAUGUGGUCAACGGGUCUUUACGGUUUUCCAUCUACUAUGACCAGCUGCAGUCCCAGCUGGUGGUAACCGUCCUGCAGGUGGAGGGGCUUCUGGAGCACAGCCAGAUGCGUAGCCUCCAGCCAUUUGUUAAUCUAAGACUCAUGUGGGCAGGUUCAGAGGUAGUGGAAUUGGAUGACUGCACGGAUGAGAAGGGCGAAGGGACUGCAUCUGUCCUGUGGACAGUGCUGCAGGAGUGGCGGACUCGCAUUGUAAAGGGCAGCUGUAACCCUUUAUAUGGAGACCAGUUCAGCUGUAUUCUGCAAGAGGAUAAGGAGCUUCAUCACAUCAACCUCAGGAUGGAGGUGAGGGACUUUGAUAAAUUCUCCAGACACACAGUGUUAGGAGAGGUGAGGGUAGCUCUAGGGCAGCUCAACAUCUCCUACCCUCUGCAGCUACAAGAAGAUCUGAAGAUACCCCAGAAGGAUCUUGUCGGAGAGGUGCUUCUGUCUUUGAAGAUUCUUCCCACUUCUCAGAGGCUUGAGGUUGGACUGCUAAAGGUCAAAACUGGCCCCACUGAAAUAUGCUCAGAUGCAGUCCUGUAUGCCAGGAUCAGUGUGCAGUGCAACCAGAGCAAGUUGAGGUACCAAAAAACCUCUGCAGUGGCCCGCUGCCUGGUGACUGUCUUCAAUGAAGUCCUCAUGUUCUCCCUGCCAGAAUUUCCUCUAGAGCAGUGUAAAAUAUUGGUUUAUGUGUAUGAGACUCACACAACUAAGAAAUCAACCAAACAUCUGAUUGGACAGUUGACUGUCGGGAAGGAGAAGAGUUCAGAAGACAAUCACUGGAACUUAAUGAUGCGCUCAAUCCGCCAGCCAAUAGCAAAGUGGCAUGGCCUACUGAUGUGACUAACAUCUCAUGAAUGCUCUCCUGCACUUCCUGGAUGCCAAGCUGUGGAUCAGGCUGUAGAGGAAUUUGCAUCUGCUUAGCUGCAGACCCAAACAUGGACUUAUCUCUCUCCUGACACCUCAGUAGCAAAGAAUACCUUUUUGUUUCAGUCAGGACAGUGAAGUGACUGCCCAACUGAAACCUAGGUUACUCAGUCUACUUGUUCACUGACAUGUCAUUUUUGUUUAUCUCUUUUUAGCUUUAACUCUCAUCACAUUGACAAAGCUCUAAAGUACUUACAUUUGCACUCAUUAUUUAUGAUGAAAAUUAAUUUAGUUUUGCACCCACUACAUGUUUUGUUGCUGGUGUUGCUGUUAUAUUUAUCUUUAAGAUGUGCUGUUCUUUUGCUUUAUGUUGCAACUCUAAAUGUUCGGUAAAUUGAGCAAUGCACUGUAAGUAAGAGUGUUAAAUAAUGACUUUUAUUUAAGUCCAAACAUUAUAAAUUAUCUUGGAAAAAUAAAUAAAAUUCAACAGAAAAUUGUACCAAGGAUAAGUAGCCUAACUGUGGUAAAAGCAAAAUACAACAUUCAUGCAUUUAGUGGGAUUACAUUUUUUUUUAAGUAGCAACGCCCUCUUUUUCAGGAAUGCCCUGCUCACACAGUUAGAUUAACAUCUCAUUUUAUGUAUUUAUUUAGGUUUGGUCUGAAAGGUGUUUUUGCGUUUAGAGACUAUCUCACUGGGUGCACCCAUAGUCUGUAUACAAUAGGGUGCGCCACAGUGACAGUGCUUUCCUGCAUUUGUUUUAUUACUGGCCUCUGCUGCCAUCUGUUGGUUUAACAGUUUAUUUUGUUUGUGAAAGCAGAAAACCUACGUACUGUACUUUUGAACUUGCCUUCACAAACUGGGAUUGUCCAUCAGGCCCAUCAGGCCCCCCCAUCGACUGGUCCUAUUAUACAUCCAUGCCUUCAACCUCUAUGGCCCUACACUAACUGUUGCCUCAUCCUGUCUUUGCUUUUUGGGAUUUUUAUCAAAUCAAGUGUGUG
Perca fluviatilis (European perch) is the source of this 2446-nucleotide messenger RNA. It is a transcript of the gene syt19, whose product is annotated as synaptotagmin XIX. Lineage: Eukaryota; Metazoa; Chordata; Actinopteri; Perciformes; Percidae. The record is from RefSeq and is a predicted model, not a curated record. Gene Ontology annotation, molecular function: clathrin binding; phosphatidylserine binding; SNARE binding. Gene Ontology annotation, cellular component: synapse; axon. Bases 149 to 1423 code for a protein of 424 amino acids. The transcript is spliced from 9 exons. Gene Ontology annotation, biological process: regulation of calcium ion-dependent exocytosis; calcium-ion regulated exocytosis; regulation of dopamine secretion.